This is a messenger RNA of Parascedosporium putredinis, 2070 nucleotides long. The record is from the annotation of a GenBank genome assembly. Lineage: Eukaryota; Fungi; Ascomycota; Sordariomycetes; Microascales; Microascaceae.
AUGAGCAUGUUUAGCCGAUUAUUCCCCGAAACCAGCCAUCCCGUCAACGUCAUCCCAUUGGAUGCACUUUCCAAGCUGGCCAACAUGAGGGGCAGGCACAGAAGACGACCUGGAUCGCGGGGCACCUGGUGCUUCUCUCACUUCAAGAACGUGUCGGCAGUCGCUCUAUGCCUAGAGGGCCAGGGCCCUGAUCUAUCGUAUACAAGCCUUCGGGGCGUGUGCUUGGUCAUGGAGGCGAAGAAGGUGUUUGAAAAUGUCCAGGGCAUCAGCGGCGGCCUCACUUCUACUGGGACACUCAGGGACUUUACUUUUGUCACGUUCAACUUCCAGGAUGAUAAACUAGCGCGUGAGGCUUUCGAGUUCAUCCGCGCUCGUACUUGCAAGCUCGGUACUGUAGAAAAGCUAUAUGCCUUCAGCUAUAAGCCCCUGAAGGUUGAAGAGGGUAUCAAUGGCUGGGAGCUGUAUGACGCCAGGGCCGAAUUUCGUCGUCAAGGCAUUAGUGAAAAGUCUACUGAGAAAGGCUGGAGGGUUUCAACCAUUAACCAGGAUUAUAAAUUUUGCGACACCUAUCCAGCGCUCUUAGUCGUCCCCUCGUCAAUUUCCGAUCUCACUCUCAAGUACGCCAAGGAGUUCCGAUCCAGAUACCGCAUACCGGCGUUAUCAUACCUCCAUCCUGUGAAUGGCUGUACCAUCCUCCGAAGCUCACAACCCCACGCUGGGAUAACUCGCAAGACCAAUACGCAAGAUGAAAAGCUCGUGUGUGCUGCUUUUGCUUCCAAUAUGCGUGGUGGUGUGACAGCCGACAUGUCCCCACCGAGGCUUGUUAGCGAGCCAAGCACCGUCUCAGAGACACCAACAGAUGGUAGAAAGCGUCUUAUAUAUGGCGCGCAGCAGAGCAACCUAAUCGUCGAUGCACGCCCUACUAUAAAUGCCAUCUUCAACCAAAUGCAAGGACUCGGUUCCGAGAAUAUGGAGGGCUACAAAAACUCACAGAAAGUUUUUCUCAACAUUGAUAACAUCCACGUCAUGCGUUCAUCCCUUAACCAAGUAAUUGAAGCGAUCAAAGACGCCGAUAUCUCGGCACUACCUCCGAAUAGAGAUCUCCUUGCGAAAAGUGGAUGGAUCAGGCACAUCUUCCAUGUUCUCUCGGGCUCCAUACAGGUCGCGAAGCAGGUGGGGAUCAAUCACUCGCACGUCUUGAUCCAUUGCUCAGAUGGCUGGGAUCGCACAAGUCAACUCAGCGCCCUCGCGCAGAUCAUGCUUGACCCCUAUUAUCGCACCCUUGAAGGCUUUGUCGUUCUGGUGGAAAAGGACUGGCUCUCGUUUGGGCACAUGUUCAGGCUCCGUUCGGGACACUUAAACCAUGAGGAUUGGUUUGCGGUACAGCGAGAUGCCCUUGCCGGGUCUACCGUUCAGCCAGGCGAGAACGAUGGUAGGGGUGAUGCUCUCCAGAAUGCCCUAGAGGGCGCUCGUCGGCUAUUUGGCCAAGUUAAGCCCGAUCCUCAGCUCGAAGCUAUGACGGAGGCAGCGCCCGGCGAGGUGGUGGAAAGUGAGAUGACGACCAAGAAAAUGGUUAGCCCUGUUUUCCACCAGUUCCUCGAUUGUGUUUACCAAAUUCAGCGGCAAUACCCGGAUCGCUUUGAGUUCAAUGAGCGUUUCCUCCGAAGGCUCUUAUAUCACCUCUACUCAUGCCAGUAUGGGACAUUCCUCUAUAACUCCGAGAAGCAGCGCCAUGAUGCCAAAGCCAAGAGCCGGACUUCUUCCGUAUGGGAUUAUUUCCUUUCACGAAGACCCGAGUUCACCAAUCCGGACUUCACUUCUGCCAUCGAUGACCACGUUAAAGGCCCCAGUCAGCUCUCGACCCAAUUGAGCCCCCGGGAAUCUUUGACUGCCGAGGCCGCCAUCCCCGCGCUCCACCGAAGCGCAAGCGCCGAUGCACCGGGCCCCUUUUCUACUAUUCGUGACGGCAUUGCCGGUCUCAAACUCCUUAAUCCUCUGGGACGAGCUAGCGAGCCGUCAAACACGCCAGGACCAACGCAGCGCGAGCAGGAGAUGCGGGAGAUGACGUAG